This is a messenger RNA of Erpetoichthys calabaricus (reedfish), 7458 nucleotides long. It is a transcript of the gene kntc1, whose product is annotated as kinetochore associated 1. The record is from RefSeq and is a predicted model, not a curated record. The coding region runs from base 112 to 6804 and encodes 2230 amino acids. Gene Ontology annotation, cellular component: kinetochore microtubule; cytoplasm; RZZ complex. Lineage: Eukaryota; Metazoa; Chordata; Cladistia; Polypteriformes; Polypteridae. The transcript is spliced from 64 exons. Gene Ontology annotation, biological process: mitotic sister chromatid segregation; protein localization to kinetochore involved in kinetochore assembly; mitotic spindle assembly checkpoint signaling. Gene Ontology annotation, molecular function: small GTPase binding.
GUAAGAAGAAGACAACUCCACUGUGGAAUUCAACCGGCGUAGUGAUGUAUUAGGAUUUUUAUACGUGUUUGGAUUAUCAUAACUUUGCAGAUUUGCACAGAAAUAGACAAAAUGUGGAAUGAUGUAGAGCUUCUGACUAAUGACGACACAGGCAGCGCUCGACUGUGUAUUGAUUCAAGACAUGAGUGUGGCAUUGCUCUAUAUCAGGUGGAUACAUUGGUCAAAGUUUCGUCAUCUGAACUGGUUUCUUCUAAUCCAAAGCUCUAUGCAACUAGUAAACCAAACGGCUGUGUGAUUGUUGCUGACAAAUCUGUGAUGUUACUUGACCAGAACUGUCAGUCUAUCCUAAUGCAGCUUCAGUUUGAGACUCUGGUAGAUACUGUGGAUCUUUGCUACAAUGGUCUCUUUCUUGUAGUUGGAGAAAGAAAUGGAAAUCUUCAUCUUAAUUUUGUCCCAUUAAAGAAGACAGUUUUAACAACGGAGCUGAUAAAUAAUGCAUAUGAUGAAGCUCAAAAAACAUACAAAAAUAUUAUUAUUCAGGAGGAUAAAUUUGAAUUGGGGAACUAUCACAUGAUCCUUCUUGUUUCUAAUGGUUUCUUUCACAUUUCAAAUCUACAGCUGUCAAAAAUUCAUCAAGCAAUUGAGAUAAUGGACUUUGAGAGCAUUAAAGAGCUGCAGAUGCCAAUCAAAAAAACAUUCUAUUCUACAGAGAAGACCCACAGUAUUGAGUGCCACUAUGCCACAGCUGGAUUUCAUCAAAGUGGCUGUCAACUUAUUAUUGGAGGUUCUGGAGACAACACCUUAUCAAAAUGGCAUAUGGAUCCAACUCAGAAAUCAAUAUCUGUUCAGAGUCUGCUGGAUUUAAGUUUAAUACAAGGUGUAAGAAAAUGUCAGAUUCUGGAUAAUUUGCUUUUUGUUUUGGAUAAUGAGAACAUCUUGAGACUGUUUGACGUUCAUAGCCUUGUUCUUGUCUGGCAUUGGCCAUCAGUAAACAUCCAUGAUUUUCUGCUAACUGCUGAGGGUGAUAACUGUUCAUCUACAAUGCAGGGUAUUGCAAAUUUAAAACUUAUAGUCCUCACUGUUCAAAAUAACCAACAGAUGAGAAACCUCAUGGUUUAUUCCCUUCCUUCAAUUAACUUGCUGUACUCCCUUGAAGUAUCUGAUGUAGCUGCCUUGGUCCAAACCGAAAUUGGCACGGAUACUAUUUACUUGUUGGAAGGAAUAUAUGAAAAUCAACAAAGGUCACAUGAAACUGCAGUAUCCAUAUUUGUCCUAAGAUGUUUAACAGAAGCAUUGCCUGAAAACAGGCUUAGCCGUUUGCUUUACAAACAUCAGUUUGAAGAAGCAGAAAAAUUUGCUCUUCAGUUUGGUCUUGAUAUUGAGCUUGUAUACAAAGUAAAAUUAAAUUUUAUUUUGGAAAACAUGUCCUCAUUCUCUGGGGGAAGCUGUGAACAGACCAAGUGCAUGCAACUUGUGAAGGAAGCCAAGGAGAAUUUACAUAAAAUUUUGGAUGAUCACUUUGUUGUGAAUUACUGCAUAAAUACACCAUGGCCAACUUUGGAAACUGCGCAGGAAAUGCUGUCUUAUUGCAAGUUAAGAGUUUUGAAGAAAUAUGAUUCCAGAAAUGUACAGCUUCUUGAAGAAUUGCCUUCCUUAAUAACUGAGAUAUACACUGCUUUGGCAAAGCUUGCUACCUUUUAUGGAGCUUUUGGACCUGACAAGUUUAGUGGAAUCUCAUGGAUUACUUUUCUGAACAACAAAGACCCAUUGAAUGAAAUUUUCAGCCAUUUAAGAGAAAGAAACUUAAAGUGUGCACAGUUCCUUUGGCUUCGAAGUCAGCCAGAAUUUGAAAAAGAUUUCAGUGUGGAGAAACUGGAGAUAUUUCUUAACAGCAUCCCAACUGAUAUUUCUUCUUCCGACAUUUGUCUUUGGUUUAAAACUGUCAUUAUCCCUUUCGUGAAGAGAGUAGUACCAAUAGGAGAGAAAAUUCUGGCAAGAUGGUUGGAGCACAGGUCACAGAAUCUUGAAUUGACAGAAAAGUGGAACUGGCCAGAAAAUGGCCUAGAAAUGGCCAAGUUGCUGUUUGUGUCGGCAAAUCCAAAUGGUUUAGGAUUAUGCUCUUCAGGCAUCUGGAUUCCUAUGAAAAAAGACAGUGAGUGUGAAGAAAUGGAGAAUUUAAAGAGACUCGUCCGAAACCUGCAGCAGUUGCUGGACCUGUACACCAAAUAUAACUGCAAACUCCGACUGUCUGAAUUUGAAAAGGAGACAACUGCUACUAUUGUUUUCCGCAUGUUAGAUAAAGUUUUAGCUCCAAAGCUCAUACCUUCUACUUUGGAAAAAAUUAUAAAGCCAUACAUUCAAGAGCAUAACUUGCCCUUAGAAGAGCUUCUGCUACAAUACAUAAAGGAUUUGCUUGAUAGAUGUAGUUCUCGAGCCAUUUCUCUGUUUGAAACGGAAUGGGAAGCCAAAGCUAUGGCUGUUUUGGGCUGUAUGUCUGAUAAGGAUCUGAUCUUCGAGGCAGUUCUGCAAAUAAUGUAUAAAUCUGUAAUGCCAUGGAGUGAAGCUGUAGAACAACUUGUCAAACAGCACUUAGAAAUGGACCAUCCAAAAAAAAAAUUGCUCCAAGAGAACUACAGAUUUAUGGAAAUGAAAAAACUUUUGAGAGGGUACGGAAUCCGAGCUUUUACUCUGUCUGAUGACAAACCAGUCAUGAGUUUAAUUAAGUACAUCUUGAAGCAGGAUUUACCCUGUUCCUUGGAAGAUGCCAUAAAAGUGGCUCGGGCGUAUAUGCUCCCUGCUGUUGAAGUUUACAUACUAAGAGUCAUCUACCUGAUUGAUAAGAAUAAGGGGGAUGAAUCUUUAAAUCUCCUAAAAAGCCUGUCAUCUGAUGAUGCAGAGAGUACUGCAGAGAGACUGAUAAUAUGGGCUCGUCUGGAGCUUCAGGAUAAGACUUCUAACUUAGAAAAGGACACACAGCAUCGCAUAGCAGUUGCACGGACCACUGUUGAUAUUCUGAAACUAAUGCAUAGCAUUCAGAAGGGUAAUACUUUAAAAAUAAUGCAAUGUGAGGAUAAUCUGAGAAUGUUUGAAGCAAUUGCUAAUUUACAAGAAGACUUUGAAAUUUCUCUAUCAUUGAAAGACUUUGAGAACCAUACAGUCUUGUCUGAGCUAUGUGAAGAAAGCCUUAAUUCCUAUGAGAGUACCUUGUCAGACCAGAAGAAUGAGAAGGCUGUAGAAGUAGAAGAUGGGCUUGAUAAAAAAAUGAAGAAAAAAUUGACAGAGACAGGGUUAUAUAGGCUUGCUUCUCUCCUGCAUCUCACCGAAGAAGAAAUUGGAGAAGAACUGACAAAGCGAGCCCUUGCAGUUGGCAAAGUUGAAAAGACCUUGGAAAUCCUCAGCAAGAUGUACCAGCAUCACUGUAACAUAAAGACUGGACAAGUGCUUUUUAAAGCUGCACAGAAGCUUUGCCACAUGUUGGAGGCAAAUGUUCCUAUGAUAAUUCCAGAGGGGUUAAACCUUCCUGCUGUGAUUAAUGAACUGGCAUGUCAAGCUGCUACAAUCUGCAGCACAGAUAUGCUUCUUGACUGCCAUGAAAUGUGCAAAAUUACAUUAGCUGCUGUAGAAGUUUACCGACAAUGCCAAAUUGAUGAUUAUGGAUUUAUUACCCGUACAUCUUUGGGUGCUGACCGCGAUCCUUAUACUGAAUGGAUAUUUGAUGAUUUCUUUAAUGAAGAUGGGAUUGUUCUUGAUCCAGUGAUGGUGUUACCUGUGCUGUAUGAAAUUUCUACUACAAUUGUACCUAAUUCAGGUACAAAGCUUUACCCCUUAGAUAGCAUCUGUUUAUCAAAUUGUUCUUAUGAAAAAGGGGUGAAUUUCCUCAACCCAGUGAAAUCUCCAAUGAUAUCAAUGGUACAGAAUCUCCGUGAGUGUAGUCAGCUGGAACUGGCGUUAAAGCUGAUGGUGAAUUUAUAUGGAACAUGUUUGCAACAUGUUAUCUCCAACAACAUGGAUCUAGCACUCAGUUCAAAGCUGCAUAAUCAACAUACCUUAGUAGAAGAUCGCAACUUUAUUGCUAGUAUGGGAGAAAUGACAGUUUCUACCAUCAGAGACACUGUUCUGGCUUUACUUCACAAGGUCUUUAAUUGUCGGGUAGUUGACUGCAAACUCGCCUUAGGAUAUUGUACCCUCUUAUCCAAGAAGGACGUGUUUGAAAAACUCUGGGAUGUAAUUAACAACACUUGGCAAAAUUACAACAAAAUUUUGGCUGUAGCAGCAGUUGGCAGUCAUCUGUCCCAUUUAUAUAAAGAAGAGGACCACAGCAAUAAAUUUGAGGCGGUAGUCAUUGACGCAGAGUGGGGAAUUCGGCUUGGCAAGCUGGGGAUUUCCUUCCAAUCGGUUUUUAGACAAUGCCCUGCAAAGAAGAGAGACCUAAUACCAGAACUUGUAAAAAAUCAAAAUGUGAGAUCUGAACAGAUAUUGCAGUACUGCAGAACAUAUGAUCUAGACAGUGACUCUGCCUUAGUAUUAUACUUGGAGACUCUUCUUCUUCAAGGAAUGAACCAUGAGAAUGUAAUUGGAGAGAAUACUUUGGAAAGCUCCGAGAUAUUAAGUCACAGCAAACUUUUGGAGAGAGCUUUUGAAAUUAUUCCUAGGCUGAAGAGUACCAGAAAUCUGGUUCUCAGCCUGAGUGCAGCCAUCCACAAGCUUAGUCCUUACAACUAUGAAACAAUUGAAGUAAUUAUCCGGGUGAUGCAGAUGGCAGAGGAUAACACUGGAAACAUGAAUUUGGAACAGGCUUUAGGAUUGUUGCAACACCUGAAGUCAUACAAGCGAAUUUCUCCUCCUGUUGAUGCAGAACACAUGUACAUUUUGGAGCAUUCACUUGAAGUAUCCACUUACUCUAAGACUAGGCUACCUUUCCAUUUGAUUUUAUUUCAAACCAGUCACUGCUUUUGGAAAAUCAUAUCUGUUGAAAUCAGUGAAGAUACAUUCCCGACCUUGCUGCUUAUAUCCAAACUAAUGAAGGUGUGUCUGGACAAACUUUACAUGUGUGCAGUAAAUCAUAUGUUUAAAAAGCAUCUAAUGCCCAAGUCUAUAAAGCAGUCAAAAGAGAGAAAUUGUCCUGUGCUUACCAAAGAUUUGGAUAAAACCGUCCAGACAAUUAAAGGAUACCUCUUGUCCAUCUCCAAUCCUGAGUGGGCAGCUGCCACUUCACACACUAUUGCUCAGGAGCUUCCAAAUGGACCUGAUAAAACAACUGCAUUAAAAUUCUGCUUGCACCUUGCAGAAAAAUGGAUUGCAGCUACUACACCUGAGGAUAAAACACAUCCAAAAGCACAGUUAUUCUUAGAAAAAAUUAAGGCCCAGUACCAAAGAUCAGCAACGGAAAAUGUUCUGAUUGCCUUCAAGUUGAACACUCCAGAGUAUCUAAAGCUUACAGCCUCCCCUGCUAAGCUUAUUGUUUCACUGUAUGAGCAUAGCAGCAUCGAAAAGAGGAUAAGGAAUCCAACAGACAAAGAUUAUCCUGAUAUUCAUGCUGCUGCAAAGGAGAUUGCCCAGAUGAACAAUGUGGACAUGUCAAAGAUCAGAGAUGUGUUAUUGGAGAAAUGGCUGUGCCAAAGUACUCCUCUUGUAACGGAUGAAAACAAGGCCCAGGAGUUUCUUUCUGACAUGCAAGAAGACCCAGAGCUUAUGAGAGUGAUAUUUCUCCUUCAGACAUACAGCAUUGAUCAUAGUGCAAGGAUUCUAUAUACUAUUGCCACUGCUGAAAUGUCCCCCAUUAGUUCAUCUAGUGUGCGACUUGCAUUCUCCCACAAAAGUCGUGCUUUAUUCUGCCUGCUGCAGAUCGCAGAUGAGGACACAGUUGUUAUGCUUGUUAAAACUCCAAUUGAAAAAGUCAAGUAUUACUUGAAAUGCUGCAUUUAUCUCGCCGAGUUUGAAGCCCUGAAUAUCCCCUACACAGUUGAGUCAUUCCACAGCAGUCUUAAGGAAGGCAUGAUCAAGGGCUUGUGGAAAAAUCACAGCCAUGAGCCUAGGGCUGUAAGACUGGUUACAGAGUUGUGUUUGGAGUAUCAGGUGUAUGAUUCACAACUCUGGAAUGGCGUUCUACAGAAACUGCUAAGUUUCAACAUGAACAGUUACAUCAAGAAGGUCUUGGUAGCUGUAACUGCUGUCCACUCACUGUGGCAGAUUCCCAGUUUCCACAGAGCUUGGAGAAGUGUUAUUCUUACACCCUUUAUGUCAGCAUUAGAUCCAACAAACCCUAAACAACUGCAAAUGUACUGUGACACAUUUGUUCUGCUUUUGAAGUGCCCAAUUCUCGCCGAGUUGGACAUGAUUGCUGUUGCGAAGCAUUUUGCUCAGCUAGACCUGUUAGGUUUCACGCUCGGAUCACUGUUGCUCAUUCCCAUAUCAGAGAAGAGAGAGCAGCAAAUUCAGGCAUUUUUGUCCUCCUGUAACCUUGUAAAUGUUCUUCAUGAUGUAGAUCAAUGUAUGAAUACCAGAGAGGUUGGCAUAUUUGCGGAUAAGAUAAAAGAUUUGGUCCUGGAGUUUAUUUACAAAAAUGAAUUAUUUGAGAAAGUUCUGAACCCCAAGGUUUUUCUACUGUUAAAGCAAUCCAUUAUUAAAUCCGAUCAUAUGAAGGAUCUGGUAACGUACCUGGUAAACAACAACUGCUCGGAUGAUGCUGCCUCAAUUAUAAUUGAUUAUCAUAGGUACAGGGGAAAACCACUUUUAUCAACCCUAACUACACAGGAUAUUUUAAAGGAAUUUAAUGGAGACUCAACACCAAAUGGAAUAGCUUAAUUUUUCUAUAAGAUCUUUUAUCUAGUUCUUUCAAAGGCAAUAUGUGAGGUCACGCUUCCUUCCUAAAAAUAUGAAGGUUUACUCUGUCAGCUGUUGCAGUUCAUCUAUAUAAAGCAUUCAGUAUCAAGAAUUUAGUCUGAUUUGACUAACUCCUUCAUGGAUCACUUGCAUAUGGAAACUUGGUUGACACAUAAAAUCUAAUUUGAAUACCCUUGUUGAAAGCCUUUCACUGUAUCUCACCAUUUUAACACUUCAUGAUCUUUAAGUCUAAUUUAUGUUCUGCUUUUCUUUUUGUACAUAUGUAGGCUACAAUAAAUUAGUUAUGUUUUCAAAUCUUUCGUAUGUCCCAAAAUAAAUAUUACUAUGGCAUAUGUCUUUGAUUUACUGAAGAAAAUAGUUAUGUUAAUGUGUCAACACAAAUUCUGCUGAGGAGAAUAUGGGGGUAAGACUUAGGUUAGCAAAUGAGCACUACAGUCAUUCAAUUUUGAAUGUUAUUUGUUUAAUGCAUUUUUAACAUUUGCUGUUCGGUAUUUGUGGUUGUCUAUACAAAAUGUUCAUUUGCCUAUUGUUUUUAGUAGUUUAGAAUUAAUUUUCUGUGUUAAUGUAACAAGUUAAAAGUGAAAAUUGUGUAAAUUACUGUUUUUGUAAUAUUUU